CCAGCUUUUGCCUUGAUUCGACCAAGGUCCCUCCUUUACUCUCAGUCUCUCUUUCUGCAAUACUGCUUAAUUCAGGUCUCCUCUUGUAGCCGACACGCACGGUAGUUUGUAGCUGGACAUGUCUCAGGCUGCUUCGCUACGAGAAGACUCAAGACAUCCACAACGUCAAGAUAGCACUGCGAGCGAUCUCUGGGAAGACUCGCUAGCGUACUAUAUCCAGGACGAUAUAGAUAUCAGAGAUGAGGGAAAUACGACGCAGGAGCUUCGUGCGCCGAACACUGCUACCCUCUACUCGCAACAGAACCAUUCGGUGCCAAAUCUGGGACAGCAGCGUCCUCUACCGCCUGAUCUUCAGAUCGAUCCCUUACCCCCACCUCCGCCAUAUGAUGCCACCGCGGCCCUCGACAACUUUAGGGCACUCUAUGUCAGCGAUCCGGUGGCCCGAGGUGGGAGUGCGAUGGCGUUUCGUCCCCCGCCUGCCGCUGCAGCAGACCCCGUACCACGUGCGGGUACGUCCAUGUCCGUGCGCCCCAUGUAUCCCUUGCAAGCACAUCCCAUGCAGUCCCCAAACCGCCUAGGGCCCAGUCAACCACAUCCUCAGACACAUCCACAGGCGUAUACACAGUCACACCCACAAACACGUCCACAAGCAUACGCGCAGUCAGGCCAAAUACCUACCGACCCAUACUCCCGAAUACCGCAGGGCCGACAACCUGAUCAGUUCAGUGACGCGGCUUCCGUUCGCUCGAUGCGCAGCGUAAACAGCCAGCGCAUGGGGGACAGCGAUACUGCUUCCGUAUAUCACGCUGAUCCCAAUGGUGGGAACCGUUCGAGCUCGUAUUCUUACGACGAAGGGGCUUAUCACCCGCAUGGUGCGCCACGAGGGUACCCACAGCAAGGACAUCCACAACAUGGCUACAUGCAGUCGUCAUCUCAGCCUGCUAAUUCACUUUACGCCGCUGCCUCAGACGUACUUGGCAUGGGACCGCCUCCAGCUGCAACACCGUUGAUACAACAACAGCCCAUGCAACACCCACAAUACACCGGCAGUUCCAUCUCAUUGGCCUCCAGCCAGUCUUCUGGCUACGUGUCUACCCAAGUUCCCGGCCAGUAUCCUCCUUCACAGAGCUACCCUACCCAACAACCCCUUAUGCGCGGGUCAUCCGUAUCAUCGACUGGCUCAGGCUCAUCUAUGGGAGGCCAGCCGCCGCCCAUGCCGCCGACCAUUUCAGAAGAGCCCGAGAUUGCGCCCCGCCCGUCUAUAGAACGUUCGGGCACCUUUGACACAGUGGCUCUGCGCACCCAGAAAACAAAGGCAAUCGACCUCAGCGCACCUCUGUAUACGAAACAGUACAUCGACGAGUACCGCCAGCGUAUCAAGGAUGAUCCAGACACCGAGGCGCACUUCCGGUAUGCAAAGUACCUCAUCGAUGCAGCGCGGAAGGUCGGCGCCGAUGCUAAAGACCAGCGGUCGGUAAAGAAGUACAGGGACUCGCUCAUUCAGGAAUCGCUAAAGGUCAUCCGGAGGCUCGCUACGCAGGGCAACGGAUACGACGAAGCUCAAUUCUUCUUGGCCAACUGCCACGGCACUGGUAUGCUCGGCCUGCAAGUUGAUCACGAACGGGCGUACCACUUAUACCUGCAAGCGGCGAAACAGAAUCAUGCUGGAGCAUGCUACCGUGUCGCGGUCUGUAACGAGAUUGGCGCGGGUACGAGAAGGGAGCCAGGUCGUGCUGCGGCAUUCUACCGCAAGGCGGCCUCCCUGGGCGACACGGCGGCGAUGUACAAGCUCGGUGUCGUUCUACUGCGUGGUUCACUUGGCGAGCAGCCGAACCCGCGCGAUGCCAUCGGCUGGUUGAAGCGUGCGGCAGAGCAGGCUGACGAGGAGAAUCCACACGCACUGCACGAGCUCGCACUGGUGUACGAGAAUCCGAAGUCAGGCAUUGUGCCGUACGACCCGCUGUAUGCAAAAGAACUUUACGCGCGCGCAGGCCAGCUGGGCUACACACACUCACAGUUCAAGCUCGGACAGUGCUACGAGUAUGGUGCACUGACUUGCCCCGUUGAUCCGAAAAGAUCGAUUGCGUGGUAUACCAAGGCGGCUGAGAAGGGUCAUUCCGAAGCGGAGCUAGCUCUGAGCGGAUGGUACCUCACUGGCAGCGACGGUGUGCUGAAGCAAAGUGACUCUGAGGCGUAUCUCUGGGCGCGGAGGGCGGCAAAUAAGGGUCUCAGCAAGGCUGAAUAUGCGGUGGGCUACUACGCUGAGGUGGGCAUUGGUGUCAAACAGGACGUUGAAUUUGCCAAGCGAUGGUAUAUGCGAGCAGCAGCUCAAGGAAACCGUCGCGCGAUGCAGCGCUUGACGGAGAUGAAGCGAAACGGCAACAAGCGUGCACAAAUGGCACGGCCAACCCGCCAGGACGCAAAGGAAGAGUGUGUGAUUGCAUAGGGGACAGAGUGUUGAGCGUGGAUGAGGGUCUGUUGGUGUUCGCCGCAUUGGCUGCUGUCGAUACCCGAGCGCUUCCUGAGCUAUAUAUUAUGCACUGCCAUUGUUUUCUCUCUUGUCUCUCCACCUCGUUAUCGUAAUGGAAGAAGCGCUCGGUGUGAGCACUGUGUGCACU
Messenger RNA from Phanerochaete carnosa HHB-10118-sp, 2618 nucleotides. RefSeq lists its product as uncharacterized. Lineage: Eukaryota; Fungi; Basidiomycota; Agaricomycetes; Polyporales; Phanerochaetaceae. Gene Ontology annotation, molecular function: protein binding. The transcript is spliced from 3 exons. Bases 119 to 2446 code for a protein of 775 amino acids. The record is from RefSeq and is a predicted model, not a curated record.